Molecule: messenger RNA, 2096 nt
Organism: Darwinula stevensoni
Lineage: Eukaryota; Metazoa; Arthropoda; Ostracoda; Podocopida; Darwinulidae
Source: the annotation of a GenBank genome assembly
CACCGAAUCUGAAAAAAACAGUCACGCCCUCACGCAGGGUGACGCUGAAGCGCGUGCAGAGCGUGCGGAACUCCCUGCGGGAGGCCGGCACGCCGAUGCAGCUGCGGAACGAGAAGUGGACCGCGGCGGAGCUCGUCGCCGUGCCUCUCUCCAAUUACUUCGAUGCUCAGUAUUACGGACCGAUCAGCAUCGGCACCCCGCCGCAAUCGUUCCGGGUCGUGUUCGACACGGGCUCCUCCAACCUCUGGGUGCCUUCCGAGAGCUGCGGCGCCGCCGAUGUUGCAUGCAGGCUUCAUCGCAGGUACGAUAAAUCCAUGUCCCGCACAUAUUCAUCGGAUGGGACGAAGUUUAGCAUCGAGUACGGGACCGGGAGCCUGUCGGGUUUCUUGUCGGCCGACACGGUCACGGUCGGAGAUGUGACGGUGAACGGCCAAACGUUUGCCGAAGCCACGAGCCAACCGGGUUCCACUUUCGUUUCGGCCAAAUUCGAUGGCAUCCUUGGGAUGGGUUACAAGGCGAUUUCUGUCGAUAAGGUCACGCCGGUGUUCGAGAACAUGGUUCGGCAGAACCUCAUCGAUGAGCCUGUAUUCUCCUUCUACCUCAAUCGCGACCCUUCCGCGGCCGAGGGUGGUCAACUCAUACUAGGAGGCUCUGACUCGCAGUACUACAGAGGAUCCUUCACGUACGUCCCGGUCUCACGCAAGGGAUAUUGGCAGUUCCAGAUGGACAAAGUGAAAGUGGGUGAAGACUCUGUAUACUGCUCUGGGGGUUGCCAAGCUAUUGCCGACACCGGCACGUCCCUCAUCACAGGUCCUACGAAUGAGAUCGACGCUCUCGCUGAGGAGAUCGGUGCACGACAGGACCGCGGAGGAGACAACGUGGUUGACUGCUCUUCGAUCUCUGUCCUCCCUCCCAUCCACUUCGUUCUACAGGGAAAGGACUUCACACUGAAGGGAAAGGACUACAUCCUUCAAGUACGUGCCAUCGCUUUCCCUUUCGACCAACUUUUCUCAGUUUUAAAUCAGGUCUUCCAUCGAUUCCGACCUCAAGAAGAGAUUUCUCCGAAAUGUUAUUUACAGAUUUCCGAGCGUGGCCAAGCCACCUGCCUGUUGGGUUUCUCCGGACUCGACGUCCCCCCACCGAUGGGUCCGAUCUGGAUCCUUGGUGACGUUUUCAUCGGGAAGUUCUACACGGAAUUCGACAUGGGCAAAAAUCGCAAUUAUGAGGGAAAAUUUCACCGAUUGCACCUGGCCCUGCAGAUCGCUGGGGUUAAAUUCUUUUUCAUUCAGGUGAUUUCAGAGCGUGGCCAAGCCACCUGCCUGUUGGGUUUCUCCGGACUCGACGUCCCCCCACCGAUGGGUCCGAUCUGGAUCCUUGGUGACGUUUUCAUCGGGAAGUUCUACACGGAAUUCGACAUGGGCAAAAAAGGUGGUCAACUCAUACUAGGAGGCUCUGACUCGCAGUACUACAGAGGAUCCUUCACGUACGUCCCGGUCUCACGCAAGGGAUAUUGGCAGUUCCAGAUGGACAAAUAUGACUUUCUUCUACGGUCUCAUCGAUCCGAGAACUCGUCUCAUCUCGUGAACAGAGUGAAAGUGGGUGAAGACUCUGUAUACUGCUCUGGGGGUUGCCAAGCUAUUGCCGACACCGGCACGUCCCUCAUCACAGGUCCUACGAAUGAGAUCGACGCUCUCGCUGAGGAGAUCGGUGCACGACAGGACCGCGGAGGAGACAACGUGGUUGACUGCUCUUCGAUCUCUGUCCUCCCUCCCAUCCACUUCGUUCUACAGGGAAAGGACUUCACACUGAAGGGAAAGGACUACAUCCUUCAAGUACGUGCCAUCGCUUUCCCUUUCGACCAACUUUUCUCAGUUUUAAAUCAGGUCUUCCAUCGAUUCCGACCUCAAGAAGAGAUUUCUCCGAAAUGUUAUUUACAGAUUUCCGAGCGUGGCCAAGCCACCUGCCUGUUGGGUUUCUCCGGACUCGACGUCCCCCCACCGAUGGGUCCGAUCUGGAUCCUUGGUGACGUUUUCAUCGGGAAGUUCUACACGGAAUUCGACAUGGGCAAAAAUCGCGUCGGCUUCGCUGAGGCUGUU